This is a messenger RNA of Peronospora matthiolae, 2727 nucleotides long. Lineage: Eukaryota; Oomycota; Peronosporomycetes; Peronosporales; Peronosporaceae. The record is from the annotation of a GenBank genome assembly.
AUGGUGGCCACCGGCAUAAUUAAGGACGCCAAGGCACCUCUCGACUCGACUGGUCCAAGUGUGUGUCGCGGUUGCCAGCAAGGAAAGGUGGUCCAAAAACCAUUCCCAACCAACCGUGACAAACGCCAAUAUGGUGUGUUCGAGUUGCUGCCCGUCGACAUCUGCGGGCCAAUGGAACAAGUCUCGAUCGGCGGCAGCAGAUACUUACUGCUUGUGGUUGACGAAGCCAGCGGUUGCAUGAAGGGCUUCUGUCUGCGGUCCAAGUCUGAGAGUGAAGACUGUAUCAAGAACCACAUUAUCAAGAUUCAAACUCAGUUCGGCACGAAGAUCAAGUUUGUUCGGCACGAUGGAGCGCAUGAGUUUGCGACCAACUCCAUCAAGACCUUCUACGAAGAUCAUGGUAUCGAGCAACAACAGAUCACGGUGCCGUAUGCACACCAGACCAACGGCACCGCAGAACGCGCGAUAAGGACCAUCGUCACGAUCGGACGCAGCUUGUUGCAUCAUGCAAAGCUGGAGAAGUGUUUCUGGGCUGAAGCGGCAAUGACGGCGAUCUACAUCAAGAACCGCCUGCCUUCACCCAAGAUCGACCACAAGACUCCGUUCGAAAUCGUGUACAAGUCGAAACCAAGUGUCAAGCACAUGCGCAUGUUUGGAUGUCGGGCGUUUAUCCUGACACCAAGGGAGAAGCGAUUGAAGUGGGACCCGAAGGCUCGUGAAGGGAUGUUCAUGGGCUACGAAGAAGCGUCAAAAGCUUAUCGAGUGUACGACAUUGAGGCGGACCAAGUGGUGAUCAGUCGUGACAUCACCUUCGACGAAUCGACUUUUGACUUUUCGAUAGACCGACCAAGUGACGAUGAUGAAGAUGCGGAGUUGGACCUCGACCUCCUGGCGAUCAACGAGGACGACGUGCGUCAAACCGUCUACAAGCAGACUGGCAAGUGCAAGAGUGAAGCAAGACCCGGCAUGUCACGUUCAGCUCGCCCCCGAACUGGGUUGGAACAAGCAAGUGCGCCGGCACACGUCUCCAACCGUCACCAGAAACGACGAUCAAGUGCUCCAGAAACGAUGUCUGAUGACGAAGAAGAUGCAAGCGUCUACGAUCAAGAUGACGACUCGACGCCUCCAACAUUUUGGCGUGCAAGUGCAAACGCAGUGGAAGCAACGGACCUAGCAGAACCUGUGACUUUUCAAGACGCGAUCAAUGGUCCUGAUCAAGCUCACUGGCGAAAUGCUGUGAAGGCGGAGCUCAAGUCGAUGCAUCUUCGUGGAGUUUUCCGUGCGGCAAAACUGCCAAGAGGCCAAGGCGCGAUCGGCACCAAGCGGGUAUUCAAGAUCAAGCGCAAAGCGGAUGGAUCGGUCGAGAAAUGCAAGGCGCGUCUCGUUGCCAAGGGCUUCAAGCAGAAGUACGGCAUCGACUACACAGAGACGUUCUCGCCCGUGGUCAAGUACGUGACACUGCGUAUGGUGAUCGCGAUCACCAAGUAUUUCGACUGGCCACUGGACCAACUCGAUGUGGUGACAACCUUUCUCUACGGAGUGAUGAAGGAGAAGGUGUACUGCGUGAUACCAGAAGGCGUCGAGAUGGAUGGCGACUUCGACUAUCUCGAGUUGGUGAAGGCGAUCUACGGUCUCAAGCAAGCUUCACGUGUGUGGAACGAUACUUUCGACGAGUUCGUAUGCUCUAUCGGUUUCGAAGCGUCGGCGUUCGACCCAUGUCUCUACAUCAAGGUUGUCGACGGUCACUGUGUGCUCGUGCUGGUCUACGUGGAUGACGUGUUGGUCACCGGCAGCUCGCUCGAGUUGAUUGCGCAGACGAAGGCCGACCUCAAGACGCGUUUCGAGAUGACCGACAGUGGCAAGUGUACUUUUGUACUGGGCAUCGAACUGGUGGACGAAUCGGAUGGCAGCGUGACGAUGUGCCAGCGACGGUAUGUCAACGACAUCCUCAAGCGCUUCGGCAUGGAUGAAUGCAAGGCCACAGCAAAUCCGGUCGACUUGAGCACUCGGCUUGUCGCAAGCAGCGAAGCGGCCAAGAUCGACGUUCCGUUUCGUGAAGCUGUGGGAGCUUUGAUGCACUUGACGACUGCGACGCGCCCGGACAUCGCGUAUGGUGUGGGGUACGUCUCGCGCUUCAUGGAGAAUCCGCAGCAAGAACAUUGGACGGCGGUAAAGCGCAUCUUUCGUUACUUGCAAGGGACCAAGUCGCACGGACUCCGCUUCCAGCCAAGCGACAAGAUCGAAUUUCGUGGCUACUCGGACGCGGACUGGGCCGGCGACCACGCUGAUCGCAAGUCGACUUCGGGUUACACUUUCAUGCUGAUGGGUGCUCCUGUGAGUUGGGAAAGCAAAAAGCAGUCAAGCGUGUCACUGUCGACAAGUGAAGCGGAAUACAUCGCCCUGAGUCUGGUCAUCCAGGAAGGCAAGUGGGUGCGUCGCCUGCUAUGCGAGAUUUUGGCGGCCGCAAACGAACCAGUACCGGACCUCGUCAUCCGUGAAGACAACCAGUCAUGCAUCAAGAUGACUAAGAAUCCAGUGAAUCAUGGUCGCGCCAAGCACAUCGACAUCAAGUACCAUCACAUCCGUGAUGAGGUCAAGCGCGGUGAAGUGAAGCUCGAGUGUUGCGAGACUUCCGUGAUGAUGGCUGACAUCAUGACCAAAGGACUUUCUGGACCUCGUCACAAGGACUUGACGACGGCUCUCGGCAUUAGUGCGAGUUCGGAUUGA